AGCAGUCUAGCCUGACUCCUAGAAUUUAUCUCCACCCAACAGGAGCAUGAAGACUUCCACAGCUGCCCUUGCUGUACUUCUCAUGGCUGUUCUCUGCUACCAGGUCUCCUCUUCUCCAAGGUCUGUCAACAUGUCUGGUCCCUGCUGCAUCCAAUACAGCACCAAAGCGUUUCCCUCGAGCCGUGUGGUGAUGUAUGAGCACACAGCCAGCCACUGCUUCCAGCCAGCUGUGAUAUUUACCACAAUUGCAGGCAAGAAAGUCUGUGGCAAACCUGAUGAUAAGUGGGUCCAGGACAUAGUGAAUCACCAAAACGACAAGGCAGGGUUUUUAUUUCUCUUUGACCCGCCGGAGCUGGAGGAAGCCCCAGCCUUUAAGGCUGGCUGCAGCUGUCCCGGCCCGUGCAACGCUCCUCCCCCAGCCAGUGCCGAGGCUCCCACCGCCGGUGCCGCACCACAGCUAGGCCGGCUUCUCCUCCGGCCUCCCGUGGCACUGCCGGCGCUGCCUCGCCGUGAGGCUACUGCAGCCGCGCCUGCCGGCGAGCCUGCGUUUGCUGGUUGA
This is a messenger RNA of Haliaeetus leucocephalus (bald eagle), 559 nucleotides long. RefSeq names its product C-C motif chemokine 3-like 1. Gene Ontology annotation, cellular component: extracellular region. NCBI's taxonomy places the organism in Eukaryota, Metazoa, Chordata, Aves, Accipitriformes, Accipitridae. Gene Ontology annotation, molecular function: chemokine activity; CCR chemokine receptor binding. Gene Ontology annotation, biological process: positive regulation of GTPase activity; monocyte chemotaxis; immune response. The transcript is spliced from 4 exons. Bases 47 to 559 code for a protein of 170 amino acids. The record is from RefSeq and is a predicted model, not a curated record.